GUGAAUACAUUAAUUAAUUAUUGUAAAAUUAGAUUUUAUAGACUAUUUUUUAUUAGAAGUUUUUUGUUUAUUAUUAGUUUAAACUUUUUAUUAAAUGAUUUUACAUAUUUUAUUGAAUGAGAAGUUUUAAGAUUACAAUCAAUAUCUAUUGUUAUAACUUUUUUAUUUGAUUGAAUAAGUUUAAUAUUUAUAUCUUUUGUUUUAUUAAUUUCUUCUUUAGUUAUUUUUUAUAGAAAUCAAUAUAUAGAAGAAGAUUAUAAUAUUAAUCGAUUUAUUUUGUUAGUAUUAAUAUUUGUUAUAUCAAUAAUAAUAUUAAUUAUUAGUCCUAAUUUAAUUAGAAUUUUAUUAGGAUGAGAUGGGUUAGGGCUUGUUUCUUAUUGUUUAGUUAUUUAUUUUCAAAAUGUUAAAUCUUAUAAUGCUGGUAUAUUAACUGCCUUAUCUAAUCGAAUUGGAGAUGUUGCUUUAUUAUUAGCUAUUGCUUGAAUAUUAAAUUAUGGAAGUUGAAAUUAUAUUUUUUAUUUAGAUAUAAUAAAAAAUAACAUAGAAAUAAUGGUAAUUGGAGUAUUAGUUAUAUUAGCAGCUAUAACAAAAAGAGCUCAAAUUCCUUUUUCUUCUUGAUUACCGGCAGCUAUAGCAGCUCCCACUCCUGUAUCUGCUUUAGUUCAUUCAUCGACUUUAGUUACUGCUGGAGUUUAUUUAUUAAUUCGAUUUAAUGAUUUACUUAUAAAUUGAUGAAUAAGUCAAUUUUUAUUAUUAAUAGCAGGAUUAACUAUAUUUAUAGCUGGUUUAGGAGCUAAUUUUGAAUUUGAUUUAAAAAAAAUUAUUGCUUUAUCUACAUUAAGUCAAUUAGGUUUAAUAAUAAGAAUUUUAUCUAUAGGGUUUUAUAAAUUAGCUUUUUUUCAUUUAUUAACUCAUGCUUUAUUUAAAGCUUUAUUAUUUAUAUGUGCUGGUUCAAUUAUUCAUAAUAUAAAAAAUUCACAGGAUAUUCGAAUAAUAGGAAGAUUAUCUAUAAGUAUACCAUUGACUUGUAGUUGUUUUAACGUUGCUAAUUUAGCUUUAUGUGGAAUACCUUUUUUAGCGGGAUUUUAUUCUAAGGAUUUAAUUUUAGAAAUAGUAAUAUUAUCUUAUGUUAAUGUUUUUGUUUUUUUUCUUUUUUUUUUUAGUACUGGUUUAACUGUAUGUUAUUCAUUUCGAUUAUGUUUUUAUUCUAUAACUGGUACUUUUAAUAGAACUAGUUUACAUCCUUUAAAUGAUUCUAGAUGAAUUAUAUUAUUUAGAAUUUGAGUUUUAAUAAUUAUAGCAGUAAUUGGGGGAAGAUUUUUAAGUUGAUUAAUAUUUUUAAAUCCAUCAAUAAUUUGUUUGCCUUUAAAAAUAAAAAUAUUAACAUUAUUUGUAUGUUUAUUAGGGGGAUUAUUUGGUUAUUUAUUAAGAAAUAUUAAAUUAUUUUUUAUUAAUAAGGCUUUAUAUUAUUAUAAUUUUAUUAAUUUUGUUGGUUCUAUAUGAUUUAUACCUGUAAUUUCUACAUUAGGAGUUAUUAAUUAUCCAUUAAAAUUAGGAUUAUAUUCUUAUAAAAGUUUUGAUCAAGGAUGAAGAGAAUUUUUUGGUAGUCAAAUAAUUUAUGUUCAAUUAAAAAAUUAUUCUUUAUAUUUACAAGAAUUUCAAAAAAAUAAUUUAAAAAUUUAUUUAUUAAGUUAUAUAUUAUGAUUUAUUAUUUUAUUAAUAUUAGUUGUAAUGGUAAAUU
Anopheles marshallii is the source of this 1741-nucleotide messenger RNA. The record is from the annotation of a RefSeq genome assembly. NCBI's taxonomy places the organism in Eukaryota, Metazoa, Arthropoda, Insecta, Diptera, Culicidae.